ACGGAAGUGACAUCUAGUGCGCAUCGACUGGUGUCGAGAGUGCAGCAGACGAUUCUCGAUUUCCCCCUGUGCCAUCUGCUGUAUAGCAUACACUAUGGCGACUUGUUCACGCCACGGGAAACAAGGCCAGUCGGUCUCACAACGCGAUUUAACAGUUUAGCAGAGGAUACCGGUGGAAAAACAAAGAAAAUGGCCUGAAAGCUGGAGAAAAGUGUCCAUACUGGAAUUAAGACGCAGACGACAAUGUGAACUACAGUUCGAUAUCGAUUGAUUCGGCAAUUGUAGCGUUGUUUAGGAGAGAGAGAAUGAAAAAGGGAGAUAUACACGCUUCACAGUGGAUAUCCUUUGUGCUUCCUUCCAAGUGAGACCACCUUGCAAUGCGAAUCUCUACCCCGAGGUCGGAAUAACUACCCAAGGGAUUGGAAUAUGGGUGAAUAUAGUGUCGUAUACUAUAAUUGAUCUGUGUUGAGUACGUCAGCUAGCGGUCACUACUAUCGCCGCUACACGAGGUGGGCAAUGUGAUACUGUAACAAUCAGUUGUGUGUAGAUGGAAGGGUAUACAACUCUAAGUUUUACCUUGACAGUGUAGCUGCUACAUGAAAUGAAAGGGACGGUGCGUCUGUGGAAUACCAUCCACUCUGACAUUGCAGCCUCCCGUAGGUUUACUAACGGCUGUGGGAGUAAUAUAAGCCGGAGCUAUCGUCCUCGUGGCUCACCACACAGGUCAUGGCGCUUCCUAUCUUGCCAAGGUUGUAUCCACGGCUGUUGACGACAUUUAAUGCAUCCUUGUCAGAUACUGAAGUCUAAAGUCAUCUCACAACCACGACAGUAUCAAGGCAAUUUAAACAUUUCUAUAAUGUAGAUAGUUUUAUGUUUAUGGAUUAUAGGUCCCAACGCUCAACAUCAUACGACCAAUAUCCCAUAGUAUUCAAUAUUAAUAAUACAGGAUUUGAAGUCAUAAUAAAGGCGAAACCUAAGAAGUCAGUGAAUAUAUUGACAUUGAGCCUAUUGACUGUUUUCUAACAGUUUGAUUUCACAUAACGUCGUUUGUCAGAAAGGGUAGUCGUGCGAACACUUAGAAUUGGAACAAUUGGAUAUGAAUAAAGGUAGGAUAGAACAUUGAUCGGAAUAAGAACGAUAUUACAAGAAGUCCAAUUAAAUAGAACUGUGGAUAUAAAAGUGUUGAGCUUACACAAACGCAUACACAAAGCUGGGUAGUGAUCUAACGUGUAUAUAACUGAAGUAUGGUAACGACAGAAAGUCGCCACAAGCCACCUUGUUAAUGAUUCCAAUAAGUAAGAUAGAUAAAUAUAUACUGUUGUUUAUGAUGGAAUAAUUGAUAAUGAACAGACACCACAAGCCGCAUGUCAAUUCACAAAUGCGGGUUUUGUUCUGACUGUAGGGUUUAUAAAGACGUCGUUGAUAGUGUUGCAAUUCAGCUGUCAAGAUUUCGCGGUUUAGCGAAGCCCCGGACCCCCCUCGACAUCAGCAGCAGGAAGAACGCAGCUAUGUGGGUACGAUGAAGAAGCAGAAUGUCAGAACGUUGUCCCUUAUCGUGUGUACCUUCACCUACCUGUUGGUCGGAGCAGCAGUCUUUGAUGCCCUGGAAUCGGAGUUCGAGGGGGAGAAAAGGCGUUUACUAGAAGCCGACGAGGAAACAAUGAAAGAUCGCUACAACAUCACAGAAGAAGAUUUUGAGAAAUUGAGAUUCACAAUCAUCAAGAACGUUCCCUACAAGGCAGGCACUCAGUGGAAGUUUGCUGGGGCGUUUUACUUCGCUCUGACGGUCAUCACUACAAUAGGGUAUGGCCACAGCACACCUCAGACAGUCGGAGGGAAGAUAUUCUGCAUGUUCUAUGCCUUGGCAGGGAUUCCUCUGUGUAUCGUCAUGUUCCAAAGUGUCGGCGAGAGACUCAACACUUUCGUCACAUUUGUCCUCAAGCAGCUAAGGAAGUGUUUCAGGAUGAAGAAUACAGAGGUUUCUCAGACUAAUCUGAUCCUCGUGGCCAUGAACCUGUCCACCAUUGUACUGACUACAGGGGCAGCAGCGUUCUCUUAUUACGAGGGCUGGGAGUACAUCAACUCGCUCUAUUAUUGUUUCAUCACUCUUACAACAAUCGGGUUUGGGGAUUUUGUCGCGCUUCAGAAAAAUAAUGCGUUGGAGUUAAAACCCCAUUAUGUGGCGUUUAGUUUGAUAUUUAUAUUGUUUGGCCUCACAGUGAUAUCCGCCGCCAUGAACCUUCUUGUGUUACGAUUUUUGACGAUGAAUACCGAAGAUGAACGAAGGGCGGAACUGGCUGCUGUUGCAGCUGCGCAGGGUGCUGUGCGGUUGGACGGGGAUGUUAUUACUGCAAAUGGCAGUGUGGUUUCCGGUGCUCAGGAAACGCCUGAAUAUAACGAUCUGAUAUCAGUAUGUUCUUGUUCAUGUUAUAACCUUCGAUCUAAACAUAAACCCCGGUAUAAAGUGACUCGAGGACCGGGAAAGAUCGCUCAUCUUCUUCCCAUGAAGUCCUCAGUGGCAAAAGAGGACAGUCAAAGUGGCGGGGUCGAAGAUACGAACUCGUAUUUGCAAUGGCAAAUGCUCAGCCGGAAACGAGCUUCGAUAUGACGGCGGAUAUGGUUAAGACGCCAUGUUUGAUAUUCCAUGUUAAAGUGCGCUUUGUUGACUACGGGGGCGAGUGUGACGCUCUCUGGUGUGUAUAUAUUUCAUAUUCUACUACCUCUUCAAUCGGACCCUGAUCUGAUCAUGGAUUUCGUUACUUCACUUACUUGAUUGCAAUGUCUUCCGUCAUAUCUUAUCUUAGUUCACCUUACCGGCAUAUAGUUGAACAGACCAGUUGUUAGCUCGCAUGAUGAGCACAGUGAUGGAUGGAUGGUCGCAUAGAAACAUUACAGUUUGGAGUAUAUAUAUAUAUAUAUAUAUAUGUGUUAUAUAUAUAGAAGUGUGUUGACAGUGUUGAUUUCAAGUUAACAGUUAUGGUGAUUCUGACAUGGUUUCACAUGUUUUAAUGUGAUUCUUUGUGAAAUGUUUGUUUUGAAGCUCAACUAUCAAGCAUUAUCCUUUGUUAUGAGUGCAAUAUUAUCGGUGUAUCCACAGUGAGGGAGUUAAGGGUAAAAUGUAUGCACAUGCGGGGAUAACAUAAUGAAAAUGAAAAAAACACAUCGUUAAUGGUAUGAGAUAUAAAAGUAGUGCAACAUUCUGACAGAUAUAUACAAACCAAGGACUUAUAAUCUGUGGUUCAAGAUAGCACUUGUGAUAGCUUUGAUACUCUGGGGACAGGGAGUUAUCGCAUGGCAUACAUUUAUAUGUAUUCAUAAUGGAGAGGAAUAGGUUUUGACUGUGUUAUAGUCACAGGUUAGAUGUGUUUGCAUCCUUCAACAUCCACCACAGUUGUCUCUCAUUCUACUCCAUUCCUGUGAUCAACCAAGUUAAAAAAUGAACUCCGAGAUGACAUCGAGUUCGUUUAUUAAUAUAUUUGAGACAUUUGCAUAUUUGCCAUAUGUUCUAAUUAGGUCAUUUUGGAUUGUCCUUGGUAAAAACCCAUUUGGUUCAAACUUAUUUUGUUACAAAAAUCAGUUAGGUCAGUGACAUUUUGUCAAGUGAUGAACAACAAUCUAUAAAAGGCAUUCUUUGACUUUGCCAUAUGAAAAUUGUCCUGAACUUUUCCCAAAUUAUGAAAAUGUAUGUUUUUCGUAAUCAUAUGCACAGUUACACAAAUGGAACCUUUUCAAAGUGUUCUCCGUUGGGACAAAUAUCAGAAGACUCAAUUAGAAGAUAACCUUCUGAACAAUGACAAGGGUUAUCUUUCAUAUAUUUCUUUAUGAAUAGUGUUUACGUAUCGGAUUGAAACUUCACGAUCACAUUGUACUUGUUUCUUUUAUUCAUUUUAUGAAACUAAUUCAUGUAAUGUUCUUUUCACCAUUUUCUAUUAAGCUCAUUUAUCGCCCUCUUUAUAUAUUGUGGAGUAAUGGCUGGCUUGGUCUAGCGGGUACCAUGUUUUUAUAUGUUUUGUAAGUCCGUAACAGAGGAUUAACAUGAUUCUACCCGGUACAACAUAAACAUGUUGUUAGAUUGUUAUUAUUCGAAAUUGAACAGAUGUUAACCUAAUUCAAAGUAUGUUGCUCCACGCAAUGAUGUCGAG
Molecule: messenger RNA, 4142 nt
Organism: Haliotis rubra (blacklip abalone)
Lineage: Eukaryota; Metazoa; Mollusca; Gastropoda; Lepetellida; Haliotidae
Product: two pore potassium channel protein sup-9-like
Exons: 2
Coding region: 1520-2608 (362 amino acids)
Biological process (GO): potassium ion transmembrane transport; stabilization of membrane potential
Cellular component (GO): membrane
Molecular function (GO): potassium ion leak channel activity
Source: RefSeq, a predicted model, not a curated record